AUGGCUGUGCAGACCAGCACCAACAGCCUGCCGGCUGCCAUCGAGAAAGAGUCGGACGGGCUGGGCUCUAUCCGCGCGCCCCAGCUUCACCAUCAUCGAGACUCUUCUCUAAUGACGACGACGGGUUUCGCUGCUGCCGAGGGCGGCUCCCCGCUCCCUGGCCUGUGGAAGCCGUAUGAGCACCGGAAACUUGCCAACCCGGCUCCGCUUGGCCUCUGCGCCUUCGCCCUGACCACCUUCGUCCUCUCCGCCAUCAACACGCACGCUCGCGGGGUCAAGGAGCCCAACGUGGUCGUUCCUCUUGCUUUCGGUUACGGCGGGCUUGUCCAACUGUUGGCCGGCAUGUGGGAAAUGGCCUGCGGAAACACCUUUGGCGCUACCGCUCUGUCCUCCUACGGUGGUUUCUGGAUCUCCUACGGCAUUCUCCUGACUCCCAGCUGGGGCAUCACCUCUUCCACCGGACCCUACCAGGGCCAUGUGGCCAGUCCGCUCGGCUUCUUCCUCACCGGCUGGUUCAUCUUCACCACUCUCCUCCUCCUGUGCACUCUGAGAUCCACCCUCAUGUUCUUCCUCCUCUUCUUCACCCUGGACAUCGCUUUCUUGCUUCUGGCUUGCGAGCAGUAUGCCAACGAUCUGGGCAACACGGCUGCUGCCCUCGGCCUCCAGAAGGCUGGCGGCGUGUUUGGUUUCCUUGCCGCGUUCCUUGCCUGGUACAACGCCUUGGCCGGAAUGCAGGACAGCAGCAACUCCUUCUUCCAAGUCCCCGUUUUCCACUUCCCCUGGUCAGACAAGGCCCAAGAGGAACGGAAGAAGAGCGACCGCGCCUUGGCUUAG
Molecule: messenger RNA, 834 nt
Organism: Ustilaginoidea virens
Lineage: Eukaryota; Fungi; Ascomycota; Sordariomycetes; Hypocreales; Clavicipitaceae
Exons: 3
Coding region: 1-834 (277 amino acids)
Cellular component (GO): plasma membrane
Molecular function (GO): acetate transmembrane transporter activity
Source: RefSeq, a predicted model, not a curated record